Messenger RNA from Lichtheimia ornata, 705 nucleotides. RefSeq lists its product as uncharacterized. The record is from RefSeq and is a predicted model, not a curated record. Gene Ontology annotation, molecular function: hydrolase activity. NCBI's taxonomy places the organism in Eukaryota, Fungi, Mucoromycota, Mucoromycetes, Mucorales, Lichtheimiaceae. The transcript is spliced from 4 exons. Bases 1 to 705 code for a protein of 234 amino acids.
AUGAUCCUUGUUGGAGAUUCCCCAAACGAGUUACCACUCAAAGCAGAAAACAAGACUCGCUUUGUCUGUGUGUCUGAUACACAUGGCAAAACAGCAUUCAAUUUCCCAAUACCCGACGGCGACGUCUUUAUUCAUUCCGGUGACGUUACAAAGUACAGCCAUGAAGACGAAUGGUCAAAGAGCAUAGCUUGGAUUGAAUCUCUACCGCAUGCAGUCAAAAUUGUCACUGGUGGGAAUCACGACUUUGACCUAGACGAUCGCUUUGGGAAUGUGGCGAACAAGCAGGAGAUAUUGGCAAGCAUGGAACAAGCAGGGAUCACGUAUCUUGAGCAUGAGUCAUAUCAAUUGCCUGAAGCCUUGGGUGGUUUCAAGAUGUUUGUCAGCCCAUAUGCUCCAAUGCAUUUAGGUGGCGCAUUCAUGCCUCGAGACACUGCACCGUAUUGGGAGAAGAUACCUCAAGACACACAAAUCCUGGUGACCCACACCCCUCCCUAUGGAUAUCACGAUCGAACAUCUCGAGGAAUGCAUGUCGGCUGCAAAGCACUACUACGCAAGAUCAAAGCAAUACGACCACGCGUUUGUAUCUUUGGACAUAUUCACGAGGCGCAUGGAUGGAGUCAAGAACAUGGGACGUUGAUGAUCAACGCUUGUAUAUGUGAUAGACGCUAUCGAGCCAGCCAACGACCUAUCAUCUUUGACUUGUAG